UUCCCAGUUGCACCUUUGCAGAUGACUGCAAAGAUUCCGACUGGUUGUCCAUUCCUGAUGAAUGGCAGCAGAAAAUGGUUUCCCACAGAGUUGAGAAGGACUCCAGUGGACAGAUCGCACUAAGCAUCCAGACACACGUGACUGUGGGUCAGAACCCGUCCAAGUUUGCCUGUCAUUUCUCUGCAACUUCCAUUGAGCUUUGUAGCCGGAAUAGCCCUCCUCCACAGUUCCCACAAUGCACCUGCAUCCUGUCUAAUGGCGCGCUUCCUCCUGACGGCCUUCUUGUCGAAGUAAAGAUUAGACUUGGGAAAGCGCAUCUGUCGGAACAACUGGAAGUCACCAACUGCUCUGGCAUCAGUGGACCACUAAGUUCUGUUUUGUGCCAGCAGUGUAUCAAGGCUGGAUGUGGAUGGAGCAAAAGUGGCUGUUCCUGGGCUAACGAAGGAGAGGGGAAUGACAGCGUUUGCCAAAAGAUGGAUUUUGGGAAAAACUUUUCUAGGCCAGAGAUCUCCUCCAUCACACCCAGUGUCGUGUCGUUCCACGGCAGAAACCAUGCAACGUUGUCAGGUCGAAACCUCAGAGAAGUGAGCGGAGUGAGGAUCCAGGGGGACCUGGACUGUACUCCACAAGAAUCUCCUGUGUGGAACAACACCGGCACGAGUCUGACGUUCCACAUUCCCAGUACAGAUAUUAAAGGUGUGGUCAAAGUGUGCGUUCUGCUCCCAGAUGGUAGUUGCCAUGGCAACACUAAAAUCACCUACCGCUCAGCGCCGUCCUGCACCGACAUUAAACCCAGCAGUACCUGGAUCAGUGGGAAGAGGAAGAUCACACUCAUGGGGUCCCACCUGGAGUUUGUGGAAGGGAUCGUCCACAGCCACGCCCCACAGGAAGUCAGACUUCCCACAGACAGCAGCAAUGAGGUGCGUCUGUAGUCGCGCUCAGCGUCCCGUUGAAUUGUUGUCUCACAUU
Messenger RNA from Stegastes partitus (bicolor damselfish), 969 nucleotides. RefSeq names its product plexin-C1. Gene Ontology annotation, molecular function: semaphorin receptor activity. The transcript has 8 exons. NCBI's taxonomy places the organism in Eukaryota, Metazoa, Chordata, Actinopteri, Pomacentridae. The coding region runs from base 75 to 932 and encodes 285 amino acids. Gene Ontology annotation, cellular component: semaphorin receptor complex; plasma membrane. The record is from RefSeq and is a predicted model, not a curated record. Gene Ontology annotation, biological process: regulation of cell shape; negative regulation of cell adhesion; regulation of GTPase activity.